Messenger RNA from Adineta ricciae, 2004 nucleotides. Lineage: Eukaryota; Metazoa; Rotifera; Eurotatoria; Adinetida; Adinetidae. The record is from the annotation of a GenBank genome assembly.
AUGCAGGUAUCGAUAUCGUUUAUAUCUUUUGACAUAAAUACUUUCAAUUUUCUGAUUCAUCUCCAAUCUCAGAAGUACAUUCAAGCAGCUAAAUUCAAACUCGAUGUGAUGAAGUCGGGAAAUAUGACUAGUAAUAGUACAUUUCCAACAAAAAAUGUCAAUACACCACCGAAUAAACUUUUUCGUGAAUAUUUACGUUGUCGUCAAUUGAGCUCUCUCAAUGGACUACCGUCUCCAUAUGCAUGUCCAUAUGAUUACGAAGAAGAUAUUCGUGUUUGUUGGAGAGCGACAAUGAAUGGUACGAUAGCAACGAAUAUUAUCGAAUAUGAUCACGGACUAAACAAUUUUUAUGAUGGUGUUCGUUAUGGGAUUGAAAAUUGCACUUUGGAACGACUAUGUCUGAGUAAUGGUUCGUGGGAUAUGACUGUAUUACCAGAUAUCCAAUGUAAAUCUUGUAUUGGUGAUGGUCGACCAGUGAAAUUUAAUUCAAUCAGUAUUAUGAUAGAAACAAUGAGUUUAAGUUUAUCCCUCCUAUCAUUAACCAUUGCUGUCCUCUGCAUGAUGAAUGUCAAACGAUUGCAUUUACCCCGUAACCUGCUUCACAUGCAUCUUUUCGUUGCGUUCAUUUUCCGUUCGAUUGUCAAAUUAGUUUUCAUUCAUCUGAUCGUUGGUGGAUAUACACGCCUAAUGAUAUCCUAUACUCGAGAUAAAUGUGGCAACAUUGAAAUACUCUCAAAAUCGUCGAAUUUAUUUCAUGUGAUUGGCUGUCGUGUCUUAUCAUCACUAUUUUGGUAUACGGAUGCGGUCUCUCAAACAUUUAUCUUCUGUGAAGCCAUGUUCUUAUUUACUGCUUUGACUAGUCAUUUAUUUCGUGAUCGCGGCUGUUUACCGUUCGUUCUUUGGGGCUGGCUAAGUCCAUUACUUUGGUUGGCAAUGUGGGUUAUUUCACACAUAUUCACCGAUAAAAUAAAAGAACGCUCUACAUGUUGGUUAGAAGCAGAUAAUACAACGUAUUUUUAUUAUUUUUUCUAUGUACCAUAUGCUUUUUAUUUACUUGUCAAUUUCGGAAUAUUCGUUUAUCUUGUUCGUUUGCUCUACUCGAAAUAUCAAUCAAACAAUGUUCAAACAAGUCGAACGGGCAAUAGGCAUUUAAUCAAAUCAAUUCUAAUCCUAAUUCCAUUAUUUGGCUUACAUUCAUUAUUUGUCAUCUGGGUAUUCUAUCAUAAAAAUCAAGGACAUACAAUAUGGUAUUAUAUGACUGUUAUAUUCAAAGCUGUUUUCGGUGACUUACAAGGCUUUUUCACCUCGUUGAUUUACUUUUAUUUCAACACUGAAAUUCGUUAUGAAGUCCUUCGGCAAGUUCAACGAACUAUUCUGAGCAGUGACACAAUUCAGCGAAGUUCAACAGGUGAUACGUUAUCUACACGUUUGUCAACAUUUCGUCGAUCAAUUAAUCGCCAUCGUCAAUCAUCAUUACAAGCUCGUCAACAAGAGCGGCGUCGAACAAAUCUUUCUUCUGGACAUUCGUCACCAACAAAGCCAACGCCAGAUUUUUGGAGAAAGAAAUCUCUUGCAUUGCUUUGCCCUUGUGUAAAUCAAACUACCACAAGGAAGAAACAUCUGCUCGAACAAGCACAACUACAUCGACAGCAAACCAUUGAACAAAAUCAUUUCAAUGACACUUUACCAGCUAUUGUACCUGACAUAAUUGUUGAGGAUGAUUUAGGAGGCCAAUCAUCGCCAUUAAUUAGUCUGAAGGAUACAAUUGAAAAUGAUAAUAUGACAUGUGACACAAUGCUGAUGAAAAACGAAAACGAAGAUCAAGAAUUAUUGACCGAUGAGAACGAAGUGACAAUACAUCAAACAUCCUUUUCCGUUUCGUCAGUGAAUAUUGCCAAAGAUAUUCAAAUGAAUCGUUUACAACGAACGCGCUCGAACAGCGAAGGAAACCUGCCGAACAGUUCAUCAUCAAAACAUUCGCACGAUAAUAAAUCAUUGAAAUGA